Messenger RNA from Paramecium pentaurelia, 1179 nucleotides. Lineage: Eukaryota; Ciliophora; Oligohymenophorea; Peniculida; Parameciidae. The record is from the annotation of a GenBank genome assembly.
UAUGCAAUAAUAAUAGGUGGUUCUGAAUUUUGAAUAUCUAAAACCUGCUUAAUAUUUAGUUGAUGCAAUAGUGCAUGAUCGUAUGAAUACUGUUGAUUGAUUUAGAAUAGUACAUAAAGAGAAAAGAGAGAUCCAAAAGUUAGAGAAGAAUUUGGGAGAAUGUGCCUUAUGAUGCUUAUGAAAAAGAGAAGAUGGCAGAUUUCAUGAAAAUAGUAGCAAAGAAUAAAAUAUAAUUACCUGCAGAGUAAAAUAUUUUGAUAUAUUCACAAUAGUUGGUAGGACUGUGAUACUUUGAAAAUGGUUUAUUGUGGGAAAUUUAAAGAUAAGAAUUACUUAAAAGUCUUAUAAUCUCAUUUAGUUUGGAGAUCAGUGCCAAACAAUUUCUAACCAACUGAUAUCAAUAUUGCAUUUUUAUAAAAAGGAAUAGUAUAUACUUUUGGAAGAGAUAAAUAACAACGACCCAUUAUAAUAAUGAAUCUUGAAUUAGUCAAUUUAAAAUAAGUGAAUAAUAAAGAUAAUAUUUAGUUUAGUGAAGAGGUCUAUAUCAAUGCAUUAAGCUACUAUUUUGGUAUAAUAAAGAAAAAUUGUUUUAUUCCAGGAAAGAUAGAAAAUUGGGUUUUCAUAAUGGACACAAAAAAAUUAGGACUUUCUAAAUUUCCAUUUAAAGUUUUAAUAUUAAAUUCUAUAUGAUAGGCAAUUUAAAUUGCAACAAAAACAAUGCAAGUGAAUUUUUGUGGGUGUUUGGAUAAAUUAUAUUUAUUAAAUCCUUCAAGUUCUUUGAAUUUUUCAUGGAAGAUGGUUUCAGGUAUUUAAAUUAAAUUUAUACAAAAAGCUGUUGCUGAUGCUGAUACAAUGGAGAAAAUUCAAAUGUUGAAACCAAAUGAAUAUGCAAAAAUUUAAGAGCGUAUCCCUGCAAAUUAAUUAGAAGAAUAAUAUGGAGGAAAAGUAGCUAAUUUGACAAAAUUCUGGUAAUGAUCCUUAAUAGUAAGAUUAGGCCACCUAUUAAUAUAGAAAUUCCAGGGGGAUAUACUGAAGAAAUCUUGAAAGCAGUAGAAUCUAUGAAAACAGCAGAAAUAGUAAUUUAAAAAGAAGUACCUGCUUCAGAAGAAGAUGAAUUAAAAUUAUAAGAAUAGAUGGCUAAAAUGCAAAUUAAGAAAGAAGAUGAUGAUGAUGAUUGAU